AUGGCUGCCACUAUGACCGGGGAGCAAAUCUCGGCUAUCGCCUACCAGCUUGAGCCUUUGACCCCGAAGGGCCUGGGACCGGCCGUCGAGUUCAUCGCCAUCGUUUUCGGGAUUGUUUGCGUGAUUGUGGUCGGGCUUCGUAUCUACGUCCGCGCUGGACUCUCGGGGGCGUCGACAAGACUAUGGGGUGUCGAGGAUUGGCUAGCAGUGAUUGGGACACUUUACCUGAUCCGUGCUUCCGAAUAUCAAACAUAUUGGGAAGUUCUCUACUUCAUCUCGUCAACAAUAAUCAAGUGCGCCAUCGGCUUUACGUGCGUGCGCUUGGAUAGAAGGAAGCGAGUGACAGUCAUCAUGGGCAUCAACAUGGCGGUUAUGGUGAUUGUUGCGAUUCUCGCUUUGGUGUUUGUUUUCGCAAACUGCACUCCACUUGCCGCAACAUGGAACCCCGCGUUGGGAACAUGCCAGAAGGUUAUCAGCCUGCAGACUGUCAGUUAUAUCGUCUCUGCCAUCCAGAUGAUCACGGACUGGACUUGUGCAAUUAUCCCUUUCUUCAUCGUUGCGGGACUGCAAAUGUCCCAAAGGAAGAAGGUCUCCGUCUGCGCUAUUCUCGGGCUCGGUCUAUUUGCCAGCAUUGCGACUGUCAUUAGAAUGCCCUACCUCAAAUAUUACGACACCGCCAAGUACCCAACAGAGAUUGGAUACCAUCUCGGCGUCAUCAGCAUCACCUCCAACCUCGAGUGCGCAUUGGGAAUUAUUGGAUGUUCUCUGCCGCCAUUGCGAAAACUUUUCAAGUUUUACUAUGGCUCAUCCCACGAUGGCAACUACAAAGUCUCAGGCGGGAGUGAAAAUGUUCUCGGCAGUGCAGGCCCGGCUAUUAAACUCGGCUCGCUCAGUGACCACGAUAGAACAUACCAUGCAUCAGCGAGGAGAACGGGCACCAGAGACCUUGAAACGGACGACGAUCGAGACGAUUCGAGCCACAAGGGCAUAAUCCGGAAAACUGAUGUCUACAUUAGCACAUCAUCGUUUAAAGGCCGAUAA
Messenger RNA from Colletotrichum chrysophilum, 1041 nucleotides. RefSeq lists its product as uncharacterized. The transcript has 5 exons. The record is from RefSeq and is a predicted model, not a curated record. The coding region runs from base 1 to 1041 and encodes 346 amino acids. NCBI's taxonomy places the organism in Eukaryota, Fungi, Ascomycota, Sordariomycetes, Glomerellales, Glomerellaceae.